CACUGCCGUGUAUAGUAGUGCAUGCAUUGAGAUUUUCUUCGGGAAAAUUCUGUGCGAUAGCAGUGUUUGAAUAGCACUGGACUGAAAACCUUACUGUCACUCUUGUGAUCCAAAGAGUCUCGGAAGUUCCAACACCAUUAGAAUCCACCAUCUGCCGUUUUCUCGCUGAUUGUCGUCUUACGACGUGCAAACUUCUUUUCCCAAAAGCGCCUUUUCAGUACCGAAUGAUCCCGGAGUCAGUAAUAUACGGAUUCUUCCCUUCAGAACUCCCCGCUUCUCUGCUCCAGAACUUUCGUCCAUUGAUUUGGUCGUUAACUGAUCUGAAAGAGUUCGCAACUUAUUGAUACUCUUGGAUCCCGAUCAUACGGAUCCAUUGUCCCUUUCGGAUUCUCCGCUCUUUUGUUGCUUCUUCUGGAGAACUUCACACGUGGCGUCGCUGCUGUCCUCCCAGAUUACAUCACAUUUGACCAGUGAUUUGCCGUGUGGAUUCCAACCUGUUUCUUUGUCAAACGGCAAAUGUAAAGUCAUAUCUCUUGUAUCAGGCAUGAGGCAAACAUAUGUGUCGCACCAGCCUUUGAAAUGGAAAGUGACGUGGCAUCAUAUUCUCGACGAUCUCUUCAACCUUCCAACAGUUUGAAUGUGAAUGUCAACCGACCAUUGGAUACCGUUAGUCGCAAUGUCACCUCACACGGACCUGUUUACCUUCUUCCGCCUGAGUUAUUGCUGGCUAUUUUCGAAUUGCUUCCACCGGUGGAUUUGUUACGACACGUUCCUCUGGUGUGUCGUCUUUGGCAUGACCUAUCCUUGAGUGCGACUCUUCGCACUCGCCUGUGUCUACGCAAAGAUACUCCGCCAAAUGUUCUGUUUCAAUCGGUUGAAUCGCGGCCUCUUCUGCGUGUUUUGAGGUGCCCAGCUUUGUGCAGGGCUCAAUGUCUGUUACCAGAAGCAUUGCAAUUGUGUCAGUCGUUGCAAUGUUUAGAUCUUGGCUUUUGUGAUCUUAGUGAAGAGACUGUCGAUCGACUUGGACAGAAUUUGCCUCCCACUCUGAAGCAUCUGAACGUAGAGGGCGCGAAAGCAAUCGGAUUACCCUUCAUCGUCCACCUGACGUCGUGUUGUCCUCGCUUGGAGGCACUCAAUUUGUCCCACUGUAUCAAUACCUGUGAUGCAUGUAUUCAAGUUAUUUCGGAGAAAUUGACGCUGCUCAGACGGCUUAAUUUAAACGGUGCUCUGUGGCUAUCAGACUCUACGCUGGUCAGUUUGAGUCAUGCUGUUGCCCUUCGUGCUGGACACUUAACCGAUAUCUGGCUGGAUGGCUUUGAGAUGACCAGUUCUGGAGUGGGAGACUUUUUUGAUCGGAUUGGCCAAUUGGAACAACAGAUCGUGAGAUUUUCUCCCUCUUCGGGAUGCGCCCUUGCUCCAACUGUCCCAUUUCGUGGUAUCGAACUUCUGUGGUUGAGCUUUUGUGAUCAUCUGUCCGAUGUUGCCGUCAUACAACUAACCAAGCUUUCCACCCUUGUUUCGCUGACUCUUCGAAAGGCCCAACAGAUAACUGCUGAAUGUUGGAUUCAUUUGUUUCUUCCCCCUUUGUGUCUUCGCCCACCAAUGUCUCCACCUCCAUUGCACCGGUUGGAACAUCUGGAUUUGAGCGAGGCGUCUUUCUUGAAUGACGAUGUGGUCGCUAGCAUUUGUAAGUGUUGUGGACCGCAGUUGCGUUCACUGACGCUAGACUGGUGCUGGGAAGUGUCCGAUAUUGGCUUCUCAGACAUUGUGCUUCACUGUUCUUCCUUGCGUCAUUUGAGUCUGGUGGGCGAUCAUCGCAUCGAAGGUGCUCCUUUGUCUGAUAUCCCAACCAAGCAACCGUUUCUCACUAUCUUAAAUUUGACGCAAUGCAAUUUAAUACAAGACUUCACUUUAGAAAAGCUCGUAGCUCAGCUACCUCAGUUGUGCUUGUUCGAUUAUUUUGGUGAACGUGUUGGCAACCAAACAAACGAUGUUUGUCAUUAUGACUUACGGCGUUCACUAGAGAGGGUUCCAAUUUGCCACGACUAGCAAUUUUCAAGCGGGUGACCUUUUCUUCUUUGCGCUUCCUUCUGGUUUGCCUUAACACUUUUGGUUGUUUGGGCUCAACCAAUACGAACUUUUCUUCUGUGCUGUACGUUCUUACCAAACCUUGUACAUUUUACUGUCCUUUACUUAUCUGCUAACCAGUUGGACUCUAGUGAACCGCACACGUUAUUUUAUCCCUCUUUCCAUUCCUCUCUUGCGCAUCGUCUGCUCAUGCCCUUAUUUAUUUUUGUUAUAGGUUUGACGCUUAACCCGAAUGUGUGGGAGUUGAAAUCGUUUACGGCGAUUCGACGCCACUCGAUCCCGCCUUUGGAAUUUUCACAUUUUUCAUGCUUUUUUCGAAAUUUGACUCCUCAUUCAAUCAUUAUUUCUGCUGUUAUUCAACUCUUUCCUCUCCAUAGAGACACUGUUCUCAAGCUGGCCCAGGGAAAACCAGGCAGAUACAGCUGGGCCAUAUUUCUUCCGUCGGUCACAUGCGACAAUGGGAUAAUUGUCCGUUUGAGAAAUUGCAUUAAACUAUUUGUCCACUUCUA
Molecule: messenger RNA, 2597 nt
Organism: Dicrocoelium dendriticum
Lineage: Eukaryota; Metazoa; Platyhelminthes; Trematoda; Plagiorchiida; Dicrocoeliidae
Source: the annotation of a GenBank genome assembly